Molecule: messenger RNA, 354 nt
Organism: Paramecium pentaurelia
Lineage: Eukaryota; Ciliophora; Oligohymenophorea; Peniculida; Parameciidae
Source: the annotation of a GenBank genome assembly
AUGUAAGUUUCACUUUUUCUGUAUCAUAUUUCGUACGAAUAAUAAAGAAUAGACAAUUAAAUCUAUCUUAUUCUUGUAUUAAAUCAUCUAAAUCUAUUAUCAUUCAAAAAUAAAGGCCCAAUAAAUCUAGAUCUAUAUACAAAUCCCAUACUAUAACCUAAUAAUUAUUAAUUCCAACAUGAAAAGGAGUAACUAUUGUUUAGAAUGUGGAAUUCAAUGUUAAUAUUAAUAUAAAACAUAACAUAUUCCAUUUUAUAGAGUAAAAAAGAAGUUGGUUUCAAAAAAGAAUAAUUUCCAAUUCUUAUUCUCAGUCUUAUUCAAAUAUUCAUGAAUUCGAAGAUUCGCCAAUUCUGA